AUGGUGGGCCACCUGCAUCUGCAGGGCAUGGAGGAGAGCCUCAAGGAGAAGAGCCGGGAGGGCUUGCUGGACAGCCCUGACUCCGGGCUGCCCCCCAGCCCCAGCCCCAGCCCGCCCUUCUACUCCCUGGCGCCUGGCAUCCUCGACGCCCGCGCGGGGGGCGCUGGCGCCUCCUCGGAGGCCCCCGGACCCGGCGAAGCCAAAGCGCCCCUCCCCCUCCCCCCGAGCACCCCGGCGCGCGAGAUGAGGCCCCGGAUGCUGCCCGUGUUCUUUGGGGAGAGCAUUGAGGUGAACCCAGAACCCACGCCCGAGAUCCGGUGAGUGGGGCAGCUGGGCCGGGUGGGCGGGGCGGCCAGGCUGGGGCGCUCAGCAGGCUGCCCUCCCUCUAGGCGGCCCUCCGCACGCUGUUCCCCGAGGAGGCAUGGCCGUGAUUUGAAGAGACUCUGUCCCCGGGUGGCCUUCCCUGCCACCUCUCCAGCCCGUCCCGGGCCCACAUGCGACCAUUUCCACACUGACCUUCACCCCCAACCUGGCUGGGUUUUAUUUUGAAUUUGCCCCUUUAUCCCCCGGGGAGCCAUUGCCCUGAAUGUGUAUUAGGUGCCCUCCCACGCGUAGGACGUCUCAGGUGGCACCUGCACUUCUGGGUUAAGGCCACCCCACCAGGAGCUCUCCCCCAGCCGUCUGCCCUCCUCCGAGGGCUUCUGGGGAUCGGGCUUCCAGAAGGUG
This is a messenger RNA of Physeter macrocephalus (sperm whale), 726 nucleotides long. Its product is annotated as refilin-A. The coding region runs from base 1 to 321 and encodes 106 amino acids. Gene Ontology annotation, biological process: negative regulation of chondrocyte development; negative regulation of bone mineralization involved in bone maturation; skeletal system morphogenesis. Gene Ontology annotation, cellular component: actin filament bundle. Gene Ontology annotation, molecular function: filamin binding. The transcript has 2 exons. Lineage: Eukaryota; Metazoa; Chordata; Mammalia; Artiodactyla; Physeteridae. The record is from RefSeq and is a predicted model, not a curated record.